AUGCAGGCUAAAUUGAUGUUUACCAGACUAAACUUUAGAUUUUCCCCUACCACUUUACGCCAAUUUCCCCUAAGACGUUUCCCAUUACGGAAAGCAUUUUACUCAGAUCUGGUUACCAAGGAGCCGUUAAUCACACCGAAAAUAAUAAUAAAUGAGACACCUGGGUUGAAUUUAUCUAUUUCUGAAAGGGCUUCGAACAGACUAGCUGAGAUUUACCGCGAUAGUAAAGAAAAUUUAAGAAUUAGUGUGGAAAGUGGCGGAUGCCACGGUUUUCAGUACAAUCUAACCCUGGAACCUGCUUCUAAGUUGGAUGUGAAGAAUAACGUCAAAGACAAGGAAUUUUCAGAUGAUCUUGACGGUGAUGAUGAUUCCCAGGAUAUAGUAUACGUGUUACCCGAGGACAAGGGCCGAGUGAUUAUUGACAACAAAUCAUUAAACAUCUUAAAUAACACUACGUUGACGUACACUAAUGAAUUGAUCGGUUCUUCGUUCAAAAUAAUCAAUGGUAGGCUAAAAAGUAGUUGUGGUUGUGGAAGUAGUUUUGAUAUUGAAAAUUAA
Molecule: messenger RNA, 558 nt
Organism: Saccharomyces paradoxus
Lineage: Eukaryota; Fungi; Ascomycota; Saccharomycetes; Saccharomycetales; Saccharomycetaceae
Gene: ISA2
Product: Isa2p
Exons: 1
Coding region: 1-558 (185 amino acids)
Biological process (GO): iron-sulfur cluster assembly
Cellular component (GO): mitochondrion
Molecular function (GO): 2 iron, 2 sulfur cluster binding; iron ion binding; 4 iron, 4 sulfur cluster binding
Source: RefSeq, a predicted model, not a curated record